Plectropomus leopardus (leopard coralgrouper) is the source of this 3477-nucleotide messenger RNA. It is a transcript of the gene sh2d3a, whose product is annotated as SH2 domain containing 3A. The record is from RefSeq and is a predicted model, not a curated record. Gene Ontology annotation, biological process: small GTPase-mediated signal transduction; positive regulation of peptidyl-serine phosphorylation. Lineage: Eukaryota; Metazoa; Chordata; Actinopteri; Perciformes; Serranidae. Gene Ontology annotation, molecular function: phosphotyrosine residue binding; guanyl-nucleotide exchange factor activity.
AUUUUUAUAACCCCUCUUCUUGUUUUUCUGAACUCUAUCUCUCUCUCAUGGCAUGCCCUGACCUGCGCUCUCCACCUCCUAGGAGAUCAUGCUAAUUCCUGCGCUGUGAUUUGCUGUUUUCUGUGGGGCGCUGUGUGUCCACUGUACGAUCUGAUUGGCUUUUUGAGGGACCCUGCAGGUUUGAGGGGGAGCGGGCUUCCACUGUUCCCACAAAGAAAAAGUGAGAGACGGAUUUAAUGACAGAGGUUACAACUCUGAUGAGAGCAGCUGCAAAGAAGGGAAAGGGGACAGAGGGGAAGUGAGAGCUGAUAGAGGCAUUAUGAGAUAGAAAUAUUACAAGGGGAGGGAGAGAAUUAAUAUCCCAGAGUGCUUCGGUGGACACUGCAGACAGACAUGAAUAAUCGCUCCAUCGCCUGGUGGCUGAGACAAAUCGGCCUGCCCCAGUACACCAAGACUCUUGAGAGUGAAUAUUAUGGUCUGGAGGGUUUGUUGAGUGUAACGGAUGGCGAGCUGAAGGAUGCAGGGAUAGAGGAUGCAACACACAGAGAAACAAUCCUUAAUCAGCUGUCAAGACACCGACAAAAACUGGACCCACACUCUGUUUCAUAUUUACCGGACAAGCAUGAGAGUGGUGUGAAAGUGGAGCGCAGGGUGAGCCGAAAGUAUUCCCUGGGAUCGUCUUUGGAUCUGGUGAAGCCAAGCAAGGAUUUGUUUCGUCAGAGUGUCCUGCCCCGCCUCCAGCGCGCUGAUAAGAAACAACGCCUCUCCGCCUCCUGCUCCCAGCUACGUCCCCUGAACGAGAACAACACUGUCAGUGAGGCGGAGCGCUGCGAGGACAGCAAACACAGCAAGAGGAGAAGUGUCAGCGCAUACCUCAGCCAGCUGAAGGUGUUUGGUGGUCGGAGUAACAUGGACUCAUUAAAGAAGGAGCUGGAGGAGGAGCUGAAGCUCAGCACAGAUGACCCGACGAGCCAUGCGUGGUACCACGGACCACUAGGCAGAGAGGCUGCCGAGUCUCUGUUUGAGAGGGACGGAGACUUCUUGGUCCGAGACUCGAGCUCUGCCCCUGGUGACUACGUUUUGAGCUGCCACUGGAAAGACGGGCCCAUGCACUUUAAGAUCAUACGAGUGAUCCUUCGUCCUAAAAAGGGCUACUCUCGGGAGCUGUUCCAGUUUGAGGAGGAUCGCUUUGACAAUGUUCCCGCUCUGAUCCGAUUCUAUGUGGGCGGGCGUCAACCCAUUUCCAAGGCCUCGGGCGCCGUGAUCUUUCACCCUAUCAAUCGGACCCUUCCUUUGCGAGUCAUCAGUGAGCGUCACACAGAGUCCACAAGCAGCAGCAGAGGUGCGGGGAGAGAAAAACAAAAUGAGGCCAACAAAAGACGCAGCUUCAGCUCUGCACAUGCAGACACACUGCAGGUCAUCAAUCCACUGCUGAGAAGUGGAAGUCAGCCUGCUAACUUGGAGAACGUUGGACGCAGGCCUUCGCUUCAGUCUGCACAGUCUGACAGUAACCUACGAACAGGUGUCCCACAGAAGAUUCAGUCAGAGGACACUGGCCACGCCCCCAUCUCUCCAGUGUUUCGCACAGGCAGCGAACCCCUGCUGAGCCCCCGACCACGACACACACGGCCCUCCCAUCCAGGUGGUGGUGUAACAUUGCGAGGUUCAGAUGGACAGCUGCACCCGAGAGCUCCUCCUAAACCUCUCAGGGUCUCUGCGGUCUUCCCUAACGCCGUCCCUCCCCCACCCACAGAUCAGGACGUUGACCCCUCGUCUUUCUACGAUGAGCUGGUCGUCCAGGUGCCACAGUCUCGACGGAAAGGUCAUGUGGACCGACUGCGUGCGGAGGAGAAGUGGCAGAGUCGUGCCCGCCUGACAGAGACUUCCUUCGGCUUUCUGGAGGCACAGGAGAAGAGCGAAGCGUCAUCACAGCUGCCACUGCUGCCCCAGAAGAAGGCGGCACUGGAAGCUGAAGACUGGCAUUUUGAAAAGCCACAUGUGGAGUCAGUCUCCUGUUUCCAGCUGGAUCAGUUUGAGUCUCUGCUCUUGCCGGAGAACAACCGACCUCUUGAUCCCAGCAUACUGCUGACACUCAAAGAGCUCUUCAACCGCUCAAAUGCAGAAAGCACCGCUCUGCACAUGCUCAGUGUUGACUGCCAGGUCGCACGCAUCGUCGGCGUGACUGAUGAGCAGAAGAGGCUUAUGGGAGUGGGAUCAGGGCUGGAGCUUGUCACUUUGCCACACGGACACCAGUUACGGCAAGAUUUGUUAGAAAGGCACCAUCUAAUAGCAUUGGGAGUUGCAGUGGACAUCCUGGGCUGCACAGGGACUGUGAGCCAGAGAGCAACCGUUUUACAUAAAUUAAUCUUAUUGGCUCAGGCCCUGAAAGAACACGCCCACAACCUCUACUCCUUCUCCGCUGUGAUGAAGGCCCUGGAGAUGCCUCAGAUAAUGCGACUUGAGAUGACAUGGCGAGCACUGAGGAGGAACCACACAGAGACUGCAGUCUUAUUUGAGAAGAAACUCAAACCCUUCAUGAACAUGCUGAACGAGGGGGACGACUCUGUAGUCCACGGUCCUAUCGCUGUGCCACACCUGGUUCCCCUGCUAAUGGCGAUGGAGGGUGACGACCCCGUGGAGAACAGUGAGCGAGGCUGUCAGCUUCUCUUCGAUGUCCUUCAAUCAGCUCGCAGUGCCGCGCUUCAUGCACAAGAUUAUCAGCAGCAUGCACACACUCUGCUCACAGCAGGCUGGGAGCCCGUCCCUGAGUUGCUGGAGGCUUUCCGGACAGAGUUCGCCCUGCGGCUGUUCUGGGGUCAGUCAGGGGCGACAGCAGACAGAGAGGAGCGCUACGAGAAGUUUGACAAGAUUCUUUGUGUCCUCUCAGAUAAACUGGAACCCGUGGAGAUCACUCCUCAACAUCCUGACUCACUAACCUGAACCUCAGGGCCUGUUUCACUAAGCGGAAGGUGAAGUCAGCACUUUCUUCACAAGGAAAUAAAGGUUAAAGGUUAAAUGUUUUUAGCUGAGCCUUGGUGAGCUGCGGCAGCCAAGGCAGAGAUCUCCCCCGAGAUCACACAGACAUAAAGAAAAGGUUAUUGUUGAGAUGAGGGCGACUUUCAAGUUUGUUGAGAGACAACUUAACUUAAAAAAAUGUGGAAUGCGUCUGCUGUCCUUUAUUGUGAAAAGGGCUAUGCUGUAUUAAUUAUCAGGAAAUCUGAAACCGUUUACCCAAAAACUAGAAUCUGUUUACUUGUUCAAAUGUGCAUUUCUGAUAGACGCUGUUUUAUUCAUUGACACUGAUUGUUUGAUACUUGAGAUUUCAAAGGACCAAUAUGAACGUUGUUAAAACUGAGUUAGUCCCCUUUGUACAUAAACUGCUGCUGUAAGGGACCACAGUGGAAAUUGUAUUUUUAAUGUCAGUGUUUUCUAAAGCAAAAUGUGUAAAUGUUCAGUUUUUACAUUAAACAUUUCUCA